CUUGCUGCUCUGCAAACUUCAUCGGAGUGAAAUGGCCAUCAGAAGACAUCAGUUAGAAGAAAAAGUGGGCGAGAUGGAAAAGUUUGCAGGACACUUGGAGGAAAUCUUCCUGACUGUGGAGGAGAACUUUGGGCGUCGUGAGCAGCACUUGGAGCGUCACUACAACCAGGUGCUGCACACCUUGUCCCAGGGUCAUGAUGAUGCUGCUGCAGGACUGGAGGAGCAGAAGAAGAACAAGUUGCAGAGUUUGUACACUCAGCUGCUUGCUUGUGGGGAACAUCUGGACGCCUCCAAGGAGCUCAUUGAGGAAGCCAAGGAGGUUUACCGCAGCCACGAUAUCAGGCUUUUUCUCAAGGUUGUGGUUGCCACCAUUAAAAGAAUGGAGGACUUUGCCAAAGAAGCGAUGGACCUCACCUUGUCCACACGUCUGGACUUUGACACGCCUCUUGCUGACCUGUCGGACGUCACAAGCAUGAUGGAGUCCAUCAACAUUGUUGCAGCUCCCUCAGCUCCAGUCAUUAACCCUCAAGUGGCCAACUCGGCCACACACACAUCUCUGCGUGUGUGCUGGACUCUCUUCUCUGACGACACGGUGGACUUCUAUGAGCUGUACUACACACCUGUGCUGCACCACACACCUACUGCUGCACCACCAGUGCACAAAGUGAAAGUGAAAGAAAGUCAGUGCUCUCUGACAGACCUGCUGCCUGGAGCUCAGUAUGAAGUGUGGCUCACGGCCACCAACACCACCGGCAUCAGUCCUGCCAGCGACAAGGUACUCUACCUCACAGUUCCUUCACCUCCAGUGCUGAAGUUGAAGGAGUGUUGCAGCUGCACAGAGGCUGCUCUAAUUCGCUGGGAGUCUGGAAACUGUGAUCCUGUCGAUUCUUACACACUGGAACUCCAACAGUUGACACUUGAUGACACUGACCACCACGUUACACAGUGUGUGGUAGCAAUACCCACGUGCCAGUGUCUGGUUGCCCUCCAAGAUGGCCGUCAUUACAGCGUGUGUGUGAGGGCCGUCAAUGUUGGCGGUCAGAGCGACAAGAGUGAUGUCAUCACCAUCUCCACGACUGGUACCUUCUUCCACCUGAUGGAGGACACUGCCCAUCCUUGCUUGUCCUUCUCAGAGGACGGUCUGACCUUAUUUUACGGGGAUGAAGAAGUACCAAUAAGUGCUAUGGGUCUAGACCACAACUACUUCACCAGUUGUGUGGCGGUCCUGGGGGAUCUGAUUCCAGUACGUGCUCGCCAUUACUGGGAAGUGUCGGUGGACCAUGAGACAGAGUAUCGUAUUGGUGUGGCGUAUGAGGACACGGAGAGAAGUCACUACCUGGGAGGAAACAGCAGCUCCUGGUGCAUGAGACACGUCCUCACUCCAUCCAGGCACAAGUACGAGUUUCUGCACGAUGGCUGGAGUCCUGACCUGAGGAUCACGGUGAACCCAGUCCGUGUGGGUGUGGCUUUGGACUAUGAGAGAGGAACCCUGAGCUUCUUUAACGUGGAUUUGAAACAACACCUGCACACCUUCCAGUGUCACUUCCAGCGUUUGGUGCACCCUUGUUUUGGCCUGGACAGCCCAGGAGCUCUGACCAUCAUCAAUGGAAUGGAGGCUCCCAGAUAUGUCCUUCAAUAUUAGCAUCUCCACAUUAGGUAUUAGUUGACCAUCAUCUAUGGAAUGGAGGUGUCCUUCAAUAUUAGCAU
This is a messenger RNA of Entelurus aequoreus (snake pipefish), 1707 nucleotides long. Its product is annotated as fibronectin type III and SPRY domain-containing protein 2. Bases 32 to 1642 code for a protein of 536 amino acids. Lineage: Eukaryota; Metazoa; Chordata; Actinopteri; Syngnathiformes; Syngnathidae. The transcript has 12 exons. Gene Ontology annotation, molecular function: protein binding. The record is from RefSeq and is a predicted model, not a curated record.